This is a messenger RNA of Trypanosoma rangeli, 1692 nucleotides long. RefSeq lists its product as uncharacterized. Bases 1 to 1692 code for a protein of 563 amino acids. The transcript has a single exon. The record is from RefSeq and is a predicted model, not a curated record. NCBI's taxonomy places the organism in Eukaryota, Euglenozoa, Kinetoplastea, Trypanosomatida, Trypanosomatidae.
AUGGACGUAUGGCGCUGCUCUGAGUGCAAAAAGGCAAAGGAGCUCUCAGGGAAGCACCUGGAAGGGAAAACAACAGUGCGCUCAGACUGCUGGCCGUGUGCAAAGAAGUGCACGUUUGUGCGGGAGUCUCCCACAGCAUUCCGAGGUGCGGCGCAGGUGGUGACGGCGCCGUUCCUUUUUAACCCAGUCGCAUCCAUGGCCUCUGAGGGGCCCCUGGCCAUGGCUGCGGCACCUGCUGCAGCAGCAGCAACGGGAGCGGCCUUGAACCCCUUUACGACGGCAGCUGCCUUCCUGAAAAAGUCUCCGUUUUCCAGCACUCCACAGAUGUGGAAGGGCACGGUGGCAAGUAGCAACCCAUUUGCCGCUGCGGCGGCUACGUCUUUUGGGGCCGCGAAACAGCCUGGGACGGAGGCAGCCACACGAGCCAACGUGUUCUCGCGGUCACAGGAGACGUCUCCCAUCGUUAUGCACUCUGUCUCCUCCGCUGACCGACCGCGUCAGUCGCCACCGUUCACCUUCACGUCGACACUUGGGGCCGCUAUGUCUACGGUCAACGACAACGCAACGGCGAAGGGCAGAAAUAGCAGCAAUGGUGGCAACAGAAAUGACGCGCCAGUCUGGAGCUGCUCUGUGUGCAAAAAGGCAAAGGAGCUCUCAGGGAAGCACCUGGAAGGGAAAACAACUGUGCGCUCAGACUGCUGGCCGUGUGCAAAGAAGUGCACGUUUAUUCUCUCCCACCCUGAGCCGUGUGUCUCUUUGGAGGCCUUUGCCCCACUUCCUUUCUCCAUGGCGGCGAUAGUGCCGACAUCACCGCCUAACGCAGCACAGUCUGCUCAUAUCGAUGUGCGUGAUACCAGCCCCAUGACAUCUAUGACGAGUGUUUGGCAGCCUCCGGUGGUUCCCACAAACGACCAGGAGGUCAAUACAUUUGUGAUUAACCGCGGGUCCCAAGGGGCGUCAAUAACGGAUCCGUUGGAGCAGAGAGAGAAGCUGGUCUCUUCGGAGUCCGUUCAUCCAAGCUCCCUCCUCAUCUCGCUUGCACAGACAUUUGAGGGUGAGGUCCUGCGUGGGUAUAGAAGGCAACUUGUGGAUGGGAUACAUCCUCGUACCGCGUGGCAUAAACGUACUUUGUAUGUCUUGGCGCAUGAGAACUGCGGAGACAAACACCUCGCUGCAGCCGGUGUCUCUCAACUGGGAGAUGCUGCCGUAGUAUUUCUUGCGGUGGAGCAUAAGCUUGCGCUGUCGCCGUUGCGACAUAUGCGGCGCAUCUUCUGCCCAGAUGAAUUCACGUUUGCUGCGGCAUGCAUGUACGCAGACACCUUUUUGACUGGGCAACCCACAAACCCGCGGCAGUCCUCGUUUGUUGUGUAUGGGCCGCAAGUGGACCGCACGGUGCCCAUGACACGGUGGGGGCCCAUCAUUGAGGGCUGCAUCCACGCACAGCAGCGGGUGGUGAGCGGGGAGCAGCGGGUGGAGGGGGCACAAAGUAUCUUUCGUCACAGCGGCUGGCUCACGCUGCCGCUGCACGCCACAGCAGAGGCAAUUCGACUGUCAGAGAUGCAGCCGCAAGGUGACACGACGAUGGUCGAAGCAGAUAGCCUGGGCGUUGAUGUCGUACUUUUGGCGAAGACGAUGCAGUUUGAGGAGCUGCCGCAGGCGGCCGCGCUGGCCCUUCCUGUAAAGCCAUUUUGA